Molecule: messenger RNA, 2876 nt
Organism: Triplophysa rosa
Lineage: Eukaryota; Metazoa; Chordata; Actinopteri; Cypriniformes; Nemacheilidae
Gene: ccdc191
Product: coiled-coil domain containing 191
Exons: 16
Coding region: 81-2849 (922 amino acids)
Molecular function (GO): phosphatase binding
Source: RefSeq, a predicted model, not a curated record
CUCAAGUUUCUGUAUAAUCUAUACUGUAAAUGAGUAAACGCUGAAAACUAUUUAUUUGCUACCCAGACGAACUGGCGAUCAUGGCGUAUUCCAUGCACAGACCGGAUAUAUUUCGCUGGAAAACAUUUAAUAAGAGUAAAACAGGCAUCAAUAAGCAGGCGCAGCUGAAUGAGGAUGAUAUAAAGCAGUGGAUGAAGAAGGUGGAAAUGGCUUCCGAGUUUGCCGUAGCUGAGGUGUUUUCUUUGAAGAAAGCACACAGUGGUAAACAUAGUGUGGCACUGCAGAGCAUAGAGCAGCUACAGGAUCAUGAUGAUGCCUACAGUGAAGCUCAGUCUAUUCUGAGCGAGUGGAUGAACCAGAAGUUACGUCUGGAGCUUGAAAUGGACGAUGAGGAAGAAGAAGAGGAGAUGAGUAAAAUGGAGAAUUCAGAAACCAAACAAUUAGUUAAAAACACACAGCCCAGCUAUAAUAACUUUGAUGAGAUGUACUCUCUCCUAUCACAGGAAGAGGAGAACUCUGUGGUAGAGAAUUUUCUCCAGGACCUGAUGGAAACUGAGGUGUUGGACUUUAGAAUGGCUGAGGAUCUCAAAGUGAACUCCGACGAAACUAAAAAGACAUGGAGAGACCCCAGCGUCACCAUAGAGAUGCGACACAAACAGGUGAAGGAGAAUCGUGCACGAAGAGAUGCAGAGCGAGAACAAAUGCUCAAAGAGAAGGAAGUGUUGAGGGAGGCGCGAGAGGGGGCGCGGCGGCUGGAACAGGAAAAGCAGGCAAGGAAGAAACAGGAGGCACGCAAACAGGAGGAGAUGAUACAGCAGGAGAUGAUUCGCUUGCGGAGGGAGAUGGAGGAGAAAAGGAAUGUGGAGCUGCUUGCACGAAACAUGGAGAGAGACAGGCUUCAAAAACAAAGAAAAGGCUCCACUGAGUGCUCUGUCGUUCCAAAACCUCCCAAUUCCAGCACACAAAAGAAACGGGACAAAGACCUUCAACCCAGACAGAUGAAGCUGGAAGCCAAAGUUAACCUUCUCAAUUUAAAAUGCAUUCACAGGCAUUUCUCUGCAUGGUACUCAGUGGUUUUGGAGAGAAGGGUGUGCAUGGGCAAGGCAGCGGCGCUGUGUGAUUGGAGGAGGCAGCUGAGGGCGUGGCGGGCAUGGCGAGCUCUGGUUUGGUCCAGAAUAGAGGAGAGAGAAGCCAAGAGAACUGAAGAAGAGCUGAGACAGGAGCAUAGGCGCUGCAAGCAGGCGGUGGACAGUGACCGCAGGAGGCUUCUGAGGCGUUGUCUCAGUGAUUGGCAUGUGUGGUGUCGGGUAGAACGCGAGCGCAAGGAGCUUCUUAAACAACAAGAAGAAACUAGGUGUAAAAUGGCUGCCCUGAUACGUGCAGCAGCUUCUGGGAAAUUGGGGCCGAAGACUAUCACACUUCCUCCAAUCACCAGCCCACCUGGCAAACUCAUUCAUUCAGAGAACAUCAGUCAUCAAGACAUAUCAGCACCUCCAGAAAUCAGUUCACCGGCUGCACCAGCCACUUUGACUAACAACGCUGGCCCAUCCGAUGCCCCGCCCACUCAGGCCUGGCAGGUGACGCGUCGCCACACUGCUCUCUCACCAUCUGAGCUUCAACAGGCCCGUGAGGGGCAAAAAGAGCAGCAGACCGUUCUCCGAACUAAAGGUGCAGAACUGACUGGUGAACAAUUCAAACACCGCCAUGCGGCCCUGCAGCAAACCGUAGCCGAGCAAAGACGCCUCCUGAAAGAGCAACAGGAGCAGAUUCUGCAUCUGCAACAAAGACAAAACAUGCUAGAGUUGCGACACGAGGUGGAAAAAACGGCACUGUUGGCAACUGUCGGGCCACCUGGAGCUCUAAGCAUGUGCUCUACACCUGAUGCAGAUACAGACACGGGAAGAGGAAGUAUGAAGAAAAAAACAAGACCGAAGACUGCCUCAGGAGAAAACGGCACCAACCAUACUACCUGCAAAGCAGCUCUGGGACGCUCGGCACUUCCUCAUCCUUCUGUACAAGGCAUGGAAGAGCGAGCACGCCAGCGUGCAGAACGCAGGAGAGAGAUGGAGGAGCAGAGAAGAAAAAGGGAAGAAGAAAAGCUAGCUCAAAUGAAGGCGGCUGAAGAAGAAAAACUUAGAUUGGAGGAAGAGGAGAAGCAGAAGGAGGCUGAGAAUAAGAGGGAAGGGAAGAGACAGCAGAGGAUGAGAGAGCUCGAGAAGCAGAAGAGAGUAGAACAGGAAAAGGAAAUGUUACAGCGUGCGACCCAGCACUACCUCAGAACCCUGUUACACCAUCGAGGCCUGGCGCCAUGGAAACGUCUACUGGAGCAAAGCCAUAUCAAUAAACAGAGAGCGGCAGAUCAUUACACACUGUCGCUUCAGAGAAGCUGCUUCUGCUCCUGGGUACGAGCUGUGGAUGAGGCUCAUGCAGAGAGAGAAGCCAGUGCUAUUCAGCUAUAUCACCAGAUCCUGCUUCAGAGGGCCAUGAGUAACUGGAAAAGGUUUAAAGAUAUGCGGUUUAUACUGGAAGCAAGAGCCGAACGGUAUUACAGAACUCGGACAGAGAGAAAAGUCAUUAUGGCUCUGCUGGAUCAUGCCACGGAACAGCGACUGACAGCCUGGGACAACAACCAGCGGGCAGAGGAGCACAACGCCAGGAAAGCAGUCAAAAGAUGUUUUGCCAGCUGGAGGCGUCUUCCAGCUGUCUUACGAGAAGAGAAGGAAAGAGAAGCUCGCAGAGAGCAACUUAGACGUAAAGUGGCAGAGAUUCUGCCCGACUUCCGCUUUUCUCCUGUUGACUUACCAGAACACACAGACGGAGACUGUCAGUCAAAAAACACGUUCAUAUAAGACAUCAUCAAGAGAUGUUAUAAACAU